CGCCGCGCGGAGCGGAUCGCGAUGGAGGACUGGCGCUGCCGGCGGCACCCGCCCCUGCCGGGCGGCGGCGUGUGCCCGCACUGCCUCCGCGACCGCCUCCUGCGCCUCUGCCCCGAGUGCACGUGCGCGCGGCCCUGCGCCUGCUCCUCCUCCGGCGCGUCCUCCCCGUCGUCCUCCUUGUCCCCCGGCGCCGGCCGGGCCCGCAGCAGCCUCGCCGAGCGGGUGCGCCGGGUCGCGCGCUCGCGCUCCGUCGUCGCCGCGCACGGCUGCGGCGCCGCCGACGACCGGGGGCGGUCCAGGUCCGGGGUCUGGGGCUGGGUGUCGUUCCGGAAGCCGCCGCAGCCGCUGACGCCGGACGCCGCCGCGGGGUGCAAGGACGUGGAGCAGGAGUACGACGACGCGGUGGCGCUGGCGCGGUCGAGGUCGGUGUCGGCGGAGCCCGCGCCAGCGGAGCCGAAGGCGGCGGGGCCGCCCAGGGCCGGGGGGUGGGGCAGGCUCAUCCCCGGGAGGAUCAAGGCGCUGCGGAGCCGGAAGUUCCGCGGCGAUUGGCGGGACAGCGCGAGGUGAAACCGAUCGCCAUUCGCCGGGUGCGCGAUUAGGUCGGGUGAGUUACGUUGUUCGUCCCUGAAUUAGGCGGCGGUGGCGGCGGCUGAUCGGUUGUUUCUUCGUCCUUCAAUUUUCUUGACUGUGCGGGCCCGAUGGCGCCGCGCUAAAUUGCUGAUCCAGACAUUGCUUUUUUUUUGUAUAAAUCAGUUGUUUUUGGUGCCGCAAGUUAUAAUCAGAGCAAAUGUAAAUA
Molecule: messenger RNA, 796 nt
Organism: Panicum virgatum (switchgrass)
Lineage: Eukaryota; Viridiplantae; Streptophyta; Magnoliopsida; Poales; Poaceae
Exons: 1
Source: RefSeq, a predicted model, not a curated record